AUGCCCUUAUUUGCCAAUCCAAAGCUAAUCAGAGAACUGUGUAGUGCAACAGCCGAGCACAUUCGCAAAGACGUUGGAAAAGUCGACGCCAUUGUUGGCUUGGAAGCACGGGGCUUUUUGUUUGGACCUAUCGUUGCAAUGUUUCUUGAAGUAGCUUUUGUUCCAAUCCGAAAACAAGGUAAACUACCAGGACAAUGUUUGCAAGCAUCCUAUGCAAAAGAAUAUGGCGAGGCACGUGUUAUAGAUAUCGUUGAAAUACAGCAAGAUGCUUUGAAACCAGGAUCCAAAGUUGUGAUUAUCGAUGAUCUGCUUGCCACCGGUGGAACAUUGAAGGCUGCCGUCGAUGUUGUUGAAAAGGCGCAUGCACAAGUUGCAGAGGCUUUUGUGAUUAUAGAGCUCGUACCACUUCAUGGACGAGAGCGAAAUUCAAAAAUACCGGUGACGUCUGUAUUAAAAUACAACGAAGCCUAA
Messenger RNA from Cylicostephanus goldi, 471 nucleotides. NCBI's taxonomy places the organism in Eukaryota, Metazoa, Nematoda, Chromadorea, Rhabditida, Strongylidae. The record is from the annotation of a GenBank genome assembly.